CACAGUCCAUUUAGAAUAUGAGGAGCUCCUUUGUGGAUAACAUCUCUUUCUGAGGUCAUUGGGACGUAUCGAGUGCCGGCUGAUGAGAAGUUUAGCGUUCAUGUCGCGAGGUUGUACGUCUUCACGCGCAUGCUUCGUGUUUACUGGGUAGGGGGGCAACGGGCCAACGAGGAUGCUUUUCCAGUUUAACUAAAAGUCCUUCUUUCCGUAAACCGUCCCGCGUUGUGGACCAAUGACACCUUGAACCCUAUUACGUGGCUCAUACGGGGAUGGCGGUGCACUGGGGGGUUCUGCAGUGUGGCGUGGAACGCUGCUUGCCUUGGAUGAAGGCAGCGGCAAGCCACUGUUGUCUCCAGCGAAGUGUUGGUGCGGUCCGUCACGCAUCUGUCAGACGUUUUGUGCUUUUUGCGUCAUAUUCACAGACACGACCCGAGACUCAGCUUGCUGUAAAUCUCGGACGUGUCGUGAAGACUCCGAGAAUCCAUACCAGGGAUGGGGUGUCUCAAAGACGGGUCCCGUACCGGGUGGACAGCAACAGUCAGCGGAAGAUGCCGGUGCCGGGACAUUCUGACAGUCCGAGAGAGCGAAGUGUGAGCGUUUCGAAUAACUUCGCCGAUGGAAAUAUUUCAUGGAAGGAAUCGAAGCAACGCCUAGCCGACAGCGGCCUGAAAAUACAGAGCGCUACAGCGGGAACGACCCAUCAGCUGCCGUUCAGUUCAGCGUUUCCCCGCUCUAGUUACGUCUCAGCCCGUCCUCGCCAGCGUCUGUUUUUCUCCACUGGUAGUGCUGGUACUGCAGCAAGCACACCAGAUGUGAAAGACGCCAAGCGUUCUUCGUCCGAGGCAAGUCUUUCACCGAACUCACAGGCCGCCUUGAGCGAGAUCCGGAGCAACGUGGUCCGGGCGUCUGAAAAAGGAAAGGCGCUUGCUUCCGCCUCAAGUACCAGUGGCGGCACGGGCCGCCAGGUUAAAAAACAGCUUUCAAAAAAGGAGAUGAGGACGCUUGGCGGGCACCCAAGAAGGUUCAAGUUAAUGGGUGGCCGACCAGAGUUUCACCACGUUGACCGAAACAAGAAUGGACACAUCAUUGAGCCAACAGACAAAUUUCAGGUUGUCAUCACCACCAGCAAAAACAACGUCCACGCCCAAGUCGUCAACAAAUCCAGAGCAUACAGAACUAUUUUUGGAUCCUUCGCCGGAAAUGUCGGGAUUCGGAAGCAGGCGCAGCAGGGCACGCAGUGUGCGUACCGAAUCGGACAGAACAUUGCGCGGAAAUGCCGGCGGCUAGGAAUAUCUCAGGUGGAAAUCAAGUUUAGACGCAUCAUGCGAGUGAACCAACUUCUCCAGGCUUUCACUGCUCAUGGGCUGGGAGUCACUGCAAUUGCUCACGAGCCGAGAUUGCCCAAAUGCGGUCAAAAUGCGACGAAACCCAGAAAGAGAAGACGCGUGUGACUGACACGAAUGCAAGAGGCAGGCAAGGAUGUUUUGUGGACAGCCUUGAUCUGUCACUUUUUCGUCUUCCUACGUCAGGAACAGUCAUCUGCACGCGUAAGGGCCACGGCACGGAGCAUCUUUGGAAAACCACUCUGAGAAUUCAUGUGCCUAGUAUCUGGUGGACUUCCAGGGGUGGUGGAACGUCGUACUCUUCUGCAGUGACCAGUAAAUUUGUAGGGUGCAGCGAACUGAGAACAGAGCGUACAUGACUCUGCAGGUGACGCGAUGCGUGCAGUCCCCGUUCAAGUUGGAGGGAAUUUAGAGUGAACGUAGCUUGCGUUGUUUGCUACCUGAACAGAUGACUUUGAAUCAUACCCCUCGCUUGGUUGAGCGGCGAACACCGGAAAAAUUUGGGA
Toxoplasma gondii ME49 is the source of this 1849-nucleotide messenger RNA. RefSeq names its product ribosomal protein S11, putative. Gene Ontology annotation, molecular function: structural constituent of ribosome. The record is from RefSeq and is a predicted model, not a curated record. Gene Ontology annotation, biological process: translation. NCBI's taxonomy places the organism in Eukaryota, Apicomplexa, Conoidasida, Eucoccidiorida, Sarcocystidae. The transcript has 3 exons. Bases 270 to 1451 code for a protein of 393 amino acids. Gene Ontology annotation, cellular component: ribosome.